Molecule: messenger RNA, 3279 nt
Organism: Musa acuminata subsp. malaccensis (wild Malaysian banana)
Lineage: Eukaryota; Viridiplantae; Streptophyta; Magnoliopsida; Zingiberales; Musaceae
Product: protein STRUBBELIG-RECEPTOR FAMILY 5-like
Biological process (GO): protein phosphorylation
Molecular function (GO): protein binding; protein kinase activity; ATP binding
Source: RefSeq, a predicted model, not a curated record
GUUCCCCCUCCUCCGAUGGCGCUCCCCUGCUCCUCCUCCUCUCCCAACACCGGUCUCGGAGCUCUAGAUUUAAAAGAAGCGAAUCGAUUUCAGAGGAAGAGCGUCGGCAUCCUCCUCCCCCAUUCCCCCAACGCCCGCUCUCCCCAUCCCCAUGGGAGGAUCGCCCAAGCCCUAGAUUUUUUCUUCCCAAUAUGGCUCCAUAUCUCCCGCUGCUUCUACUGCCGCUGCUGCUGUUUCUGCGGCUCUCCAAUCUCGUCCGCGGCACGACCGAUUCAUCUGACGUUUCAGCCUUAAAUGUUAUGUAUAGCAGCUUAAGUUCCCCCUCUAAGUUGACCGGUUGGAGUUCAGGUGGCGGUGACCCCUGUGGCAAUGAUUGGAAAGGCAUCAAAUGCUCUGGGUCAUCCGUGACAGAGAUCAAACUCUCAGGUCUUGGAUUGACUGGUACAAUGGGCUACCAACUAGCGAGCUUGACUUCAGUAACUUAUUUUGACUUGAGCAAGAACAAUCUCAAUGGUGAUAUACCUUACCAGCUUCCACCAAACGUCACACAUAUAAAUCUUGCUGGAAACGGACUUACUGGUGGGAUUCCAUAUUCAAUUUCUCAGAUGUCUGACCUAAAAUAUUUAAAUCUUGCCAAUAACCAGCUAAGUGGACAGUUGAUUGAUAUGUUCGGAAAGCUUCCUAGUCUCUCACUACUGGAUCUCUCGUUUAACCGCUUCUCAGGUAGCUUGCCACAAAGCUUUGGAUCUCUCACACAUCUCAAAACUUUGAAUUUAGAGAACAAUCAAUUUAGUGGUUCACUUGACGUUCUUUCCACUCUUUCUCUAGAAGACCUGAAUAUUCAGAACAACAAGUUCACAGGCUGGAUUCCAAACAAAUUGAAAAGUAUACAUAAUCUCAAGGUUGGUGGAAAUUCUUGGUCAUCUCGACCAGCACCUCCAGGUAUGGCUAAAGCUGCAGAUAAUAAUGACACAAGCUCAUCCGCGGUUGAGAAAGGGAAACAAAAUUCAGGCCUGAAAGGUGCAGUCAUCGCUGUGAUAGUGAUUUCUGUGUUAGUUGUGGCUCUCAUUUUAAUGGCUCUGGUUAAGCGAAGAUCUUCAGGUUCAUCCCAUCAUAUUGACGAACAACUCAGCCAGAACAGAUCAUUUACACCUCUAGUAGGCAAUGAUUUUACAGGGACCAAGGAUUCUUCUUCUUCAAUUGACAUAAAGACCUUGGAAAAAUCUCCCAUGGAACUUAAACCACCACCAGCUGAUAAUAAAAAAGUUAACAAUGAUAAUGAGUUUGCAAAUAAACAUACUUCCAGACAGAGCACAGAUUCCAUUAGUCUCACUACUUAUUCAUCAGCAGAUUUACAAGCUGCUACCGGAAGCUUUAGCUUUAGUCGCCUUCUUGGACAAGGUAACAUCGGAUGUGUAUACAAGGCAAAAUUUAAUGAUGGAAAGGCUUUGGCUGUUAAGAAGAUAGAGACAUUAAAUUUAUCUGGAAGCCAUUCUUCUGACUUUAUGGAAGUAGUCUCUGGCAUCUCCAAGCUGCAUCAUUCAAACGUUGCUGAACUUUUGGGUUAUUGCUCCGAGUCUGGUUACCAACUUUUGGUCUAUGAGCUCCAACAAAAUGGUUCUCUUCAUGGUUUUUUACAUUUAUCAGAUGAUUAUAGCAAACCAUUGACCUGGGACACUCGAGUGAGGAUUGCACUUGGGACAGCUCGUGCUGUAGAGUACCUUCAUGAGGUCUGCACGCCAUCUGUGAUUCACAAAAACAUUAAGUCUUCAAACAUCUUACUUGAUGCUGAGCUAAAUCCACACUUGGCUGACUGUGGUCUAGGGGUCUUUUUUGAGGAUACAAGUGAGAACUUGGGACCUGGAUACAAUCCUCCUGAAUGCACAAAACCUUCUGCCUAUGCAAUGAAGAGUGAUAUCUACAGCUUUGGAGUGGUCAUGCUUGAGUUAUUGACAGGACGUAAGCCCUUUGACAGUUCAAACCCAAGAAUUGAGCAGUCAUUAGUUCGCUGGGCAGCACCACAACUUCAUGACAUUGAUGCAUUGGCACAGAUGGUGGACCCUGCCCUUCGAGGCCUCUACCCACCCAAGUCAUUAUCUCGAUUUGCUGAUGUCAUUGCUCUGUGUAUUCAGUCAGAGCCUGAGUUCCGGCCUGCGAUGUCAGAAGUGGUGCAGUCGCUGGUUCGAUGUGUUCAACGCACUAGCAUCAACAAGAGGUUGGGCGGAGAUCUGAGCACCUCUCGGAGAAGCGAUGAUUCUGAUUACGGAUACUAUUGACGAAACACUUGAACUCGUUGAAUUCUUUAGUCAACCCAAAGUCAGCCUACCCAAGGUCAUCACUAUCAACCCCAUCCAAUUGGUCGGUUGCAUCGUCCGUUGAUGUAUCAUGUCCUUUGAGAAAUCUUGUCAAGUUUCUCACAUUUGAUGUUGUUGGUCUUUUUCUAUUCUGAAAGACUGAGAGAAGCAGCAAACCACCUCAAACGUCAGGGAGAGUGGCAAAGUCCCCAUCUAAAGUUUGAUCGGGCUUCUGCUAUGGAGUGGCUAGCCAGUCUAGACUCGGCAUUGCUUGCCGUGAUCAAAUAUAUUUUUUAUUUUUAUUUUUGUAUAAUGAGGAAUUUUUGUGUAUUAGUUAAAACAGCAAAGUGUAGCUCCCUGGUGAUUGGAGCUCAGAACAGGGGGGCCAGGCCCUCCGAUGAAAGUUGUUAAGCUAAGUACUAUUGUUAUCAAAGACAAAAACUAUUUGAACCCUCCCUUAAUGUGCAAUGAAUUGCACAGUCUCGUUCUUCAGAAAGAAAAAGAAGUGAAGGGAGAAAAAAGAAGAUGGAGGAGAAUAAAGAGUGUAAAAAGAAAAAAAGAAGAAGGUGGAAGGCAAUAAUAACAAAAGAAGAAGAAGAAGAAGGAAAGGGAGUUUCUUAUUCAUCUCAUUCUACUUCUUCCUCUAUUUCUUCUCUCUUUUCCUCUCUUCUUUCAAUCUGUAUUUACUGCAGAAUUUAUGUUGCAGGGUAUGCUCUGGCCUGGCUCUUCUCGAGGAAGAAUAAAAAGGAACAUACGCCUUCUCAAGGAUGGUUCGUUCCACCAUUACACCCAACUGCCCACAUUGUACUCGAAGCAAUUCCAGGGAAGGUUUGGAACGAGAGAUGAGGACGACGAACAGUCGACACAGCUGGGGAUCUGAUCGCCACUGUUCUUUGGACAGCCCGUGGUGUGUAUUUUUUGUGACUGGAAUUCUAAGUCUUGCUCUUUGAAAAAUGUUUCUGAUAAUAACAUCUGCCUAAUUUCA